Molecule: messenger RNA, 1114 nt
Organism: Annulohypoxylon maeteangense
Lineage: Eukaryota; Fungi; Ascomycota; Sordariomycetes; Xylariales; Hypoxylaceae
Exons: 1
Coding region: 199-960 (253 amino acids)
Biological process (GO): resolution of meiotic recombination intermediates; double-strand break repair via homologous recombination
Cellular component (GO): RecQ family helicase-topoisomerase III complex; nuclear body
Source: RefSeq, a predicted model, not a curated record
CGGGAUAUUUCGAAUUUCCAUCGUACGUCACUUUUCAAGGGUCUAUCUAGAUUCGGUAGUUCGUUAAAUCGUAACUUUACGAGCUAUAGUUUAAAUUAACCUCAUCAAUCUUAAACACAAACCUCUUUAUGCAUAUACGCGAACCUUAAGGAAAAUGAGGGCUUGCAUAUACAAGGUUACUAGAGAACAUCUAUCACCAUGAGCGCAGACCUACCAGCGCAAAUCCGCGCCAGCCUGCAAAGUCAAGGUCUACCCGUCCCAUCACUAGCAUGGAUCCAAAGCGCUCUACCGAACCGGAACCCGCUCCCUCCGCUCCCCGCCCUAGUCGCGACCGUGAAAACCCGUCUCCUCGCCGCGGACCUAACCAACCCGACCCUCUUCGAGGCCCCCGGUCCCGCGUUCCCGCCAAACUUAGGUAAUCCGGAGAUCAAGGAGACCAAGCUAUCCCGCGACGUCCCCGUCCAGGUCCUGGACAUCGACAACUUGUCCAAGAGCAAGUGGGAGCAGGUAGAGGAGAUCGAGGCCAUAGCGCGCGGCGAACAGACCCGCGGUCGCGAGAUCAUCCGGCUACCGACGGGCAACGACGGGGAAGAGGAAGACGACGGCUCGGUCAGCGCGACGCAGACCGCGACGGGUAGGGACGCCGCGCUCAACGCUAGCAUCGCGAGCGCGGCGGCCGCGUCGAAGGGCGCGACGCACCGGCUCGUGCUGCAGGAUUGCAGGGGCCAGAAGGCGCACGCGAUGGAGCUGAAGCGCGUGGAUCGGAUUGGUGUCGGCUCGCUUAAUAUCGGCGAGAAGAUUAUGGUGAAGAGGGGUGCGGUUGUUGCGAGGGGCGUCUUGUUGCUUGAGCCGACGACGUGUGUUGUGCUCGGGGGAAAGGUGGAGGCGUGGCAGAAGGCGUGGGUGGAGGGGCGGUUGGCGAGGUUGAAGGAGGCUGUUGGUGCUGAUGUGAGGGGGUGAGAUAUUUACCUACCUAUUGUCUGGGUUACUUGGGGUUGUGGUGAGGAUUAUGGAGGGGUUCUUGUGGGAUGGAGUAUAGCUUCAUAAGGAUAUGUAGAGACUUAUUAUUACAGGUACAGAAUUUCUAAGUACAAUACAUAAAGGGAUAUUUUGC